This is a messenger RNA of Phyllopteryx taeniolatus (common seadragon), 723 nucleotides long. RefSeq names its product dharma (gene dharma). The record is from RefSeq and is a predicted model, not a curated record. Gene Ontology annotation, molecular function: DNA-binding transcription factor activity, RNA polymerase II-specific; RNA polymerase II cis-regulatory region sequence-specific DNA binding. Gene Ontology annotation, biological process: regulation of transcription by RNA polymerase II. Lineage: Eukaryota; Metazoa; Chordata; Actinopteri; Syngnathiformes; Syngnathidae. Gene Ontology annotation, cellular component: nucleus. The transcript has 3 exons. The coding region runs from base 25 to 609 and encodes 194 amino acids.
GUCGUAGUAGCGGCUGUGGCCACGAUGGGGGCGAGCGGCGUGUCGGACUUCAGCGUGGCGCGCAUCCUCUCCCCGCAGCCGCGUGGACCGAGCGCCGGCUCGCCGUCGGCCGCGCCCGUCCCGAGGCCCGGCGCCGGUACCGGUACCUCUGCCGCUACCGGGACUUGGACUGGCGCCGCGGUUCCCACGUCGACCCGCUCGCAGUGCUUCGGGGAGACCUCGUACCAACCUGCCAGCUUCUACCAGAACCCGUCGGUGUUCGUCUCCUUCGGCCCGGACCGCACAGGAGUGCUGUCAUGGUGCAGUUACCAUGGUUACAGCCCCCUCGGACCUUGGCCCCCCCCCGGCCGUCCUUUGGCACCCGCGCAUCAAAAGACCCGGAUGAGGACCGUGUUGACGGCGGCACAACGCCACCAUUUGGAGGCGCUGUUCGCUCUCAGCGACUACCCGACGACGGAAGCGCGCGCGCGGGCCGCCGUCAGCACGAACCUCAGCGAGGAGACCGUCAGGGUGUGGUUCAAGAAUCGGCGCGCACGCAGGAAACGCCAGUGCAGCAGUUCAAAGGUCAAACCGGCAGCAGAGAACAAAGCCUUCAGCGCACUCCUCUGACGCCCCGUAACGCAUCAUCAUCAUCAUCAUCAUCAUCACCAGCAUCAUCCUCAUCAUGAACAUGGCUGAAGAUGCAUUCAGGUCCAGCCGAGACACGUCGAAAUUCGCAGUGCA